UUUCACUCUACGUGCAGAUACGACUUUGCUUGCCGUGAGUCGUGAAAUGAGUUGAGCGGCGAUGCAACCAUGAGGUGGACGGUCGUCCAACAAUGACACCUCGAAGUCAUGGAUCUCGAAAGGGACGUUUAAAAGGAUCAGUGCCGCUGCCGGAUAUAUCACAAUAGAGAUAACGAACAUCAUUCCUUCAUCGCUAACUCCUCAUCAAAAACUCCCCACUGGUACCCUUGUUCCUCAUCUCCAACCUAGCGACCCAGCCCACCAUGAAGUUCUCCCUCCUCGCAACGGCCGCCUCCCUCGCCGGCCUGGGCUUAGCAACCCCAACACCUACCAUCGAGAAGCGCGCGAGCACCUACUGCGGCCAAUGGGACUCGGCCACAACAGGUGCCUACAUCGUCUACAACAACCUAUGGGGCGAGGCGGCCGCGACGUCUGGCAGUCAAUGCACAACGUUGACGGGCCUGUCGGGAAGCAGCCUGGUCUGGAGCACGUCAUGGACAUGGGCCGGCGGACCGUACAACGUCAAGUCGUACGCUAAUGUCGUAACGUCUAUUGCGUCCAAGCAGCUAUCGGCUAUAUCCAAACUACCCUCGACUUGGAAGUGGAGCUACACAGGUACUUCUAUAAUCGCCAACGUAGCCUACGACCUCUUCACUUCAUCUAGCGCUAGCGGCAAUGCCGAAUACGAGAUCAUGAUCUGGCUUGCGGCCCUGGGCGGUGCAGGCCCCAUCUCGUCCAGCGGCAGCGCCAUCGCGACCGUCACCAUCGAAGGCGUGAGCUGGAGCCUUUACAAGGGCGUUAACGGUCAGAUGACGGUGUUUUCCUUCGUUGCGUCGAGCCAGCAGACUAGCUUCAGCGGCGACAUCAACAGCUUCGUCAAGUACCUCACUGGCAACCAGGGUAUGCCCACAAGCCAGUACCUACUGAGUGCCGGAGCGGGAACCGAGCCGUUCACUGGGUCGAAUGCAGUGUUGAAGACUAGCGCGUACUCUUUUUCACUCAGUUAGAUGACGAGCGCUUCCAUAUACCAGCCAGUGUUUCCGGUUGGCUUGCGAGUGGGGAUCAGAUUUUGGAUCUUCU
Molecule: messenger RNA, 1080 nt
Organism: Pseudomassariella vexata
Lineage: Eukaryota; Fungi; Ascomycota; Sordariomycetes; Amphisphaeriales; Pseudomassariaceae
Product: endoglucanase A precursor
Exons: 2
Coding region: 264-1007 (247 amino acids)
Biological process (GO): polysaccharide catabolic process
Molecular function (GO): cellulase activity
Source: RefSeq, a predicted model, not a curated record